CAACAUGGCGGCCAGCUGCCACUUCUUUGCGGCUGCUUUGCUGUUGCUCUUCAGCGGGGUUUUAAGUUUUCCUGUCGGCCAAGAGGAAAGAGGCGCCACCACCUGCGGAUACCAGUCAUGUCAGGCCACCAAGCCCACCAUGCUGAAUGUUCACCUGGUUCCUCACACACACGACGACGUGGGCUGGCUAAAGACCGUGGACCAGUACUUCUAUGGAGAUCGUAACGACAUCCAACACGCCGGCGUUCAGUACAUCCUGGACUCGGUGGUGGAUCAGCUGCUGAAGAACCCAGACAGACGGUUCAUCUACGUGGAGACAGGCUUCUUCUACCGCUGGUGGAAGCAGCAGAGCUCCAGCAUGCAGCAGACGGUCAAGCAGCUGGUUAACCAAGGUCGGCUGGAGUUUGUAAAUGGCGGCUGGUGUAUGAGCGACGAGGCCACGACGCACUACAGCGCCGUCAUCGACCAGAUGACCAUCGGCCUGAGGUUUCUGAACGAGACCUUUGGGAUCUGCGGUCGCCCCCGGGUCGCCUGGCACAUUGACCCCUUUGGCCACGCCCGCGAACACGCCUCUCUCUUUGCACAGAUGGGAUACGACGGCUUCUUCUUCGGUCGCCUGGACUACCAGGACCGGACUCGCAGGAUGAAGGCGAAGGAGCAGGAGCUCCUCUGGAGAGCCUCAGACAGCCUCCCACCACCCAUGGCCGACCUCUUCACCGGAAUCCUUCCCAACGGGUACAACCCUCCAGAAGGGUUCUGCUGGGACCAGCUGUGCGCCGACGCACCAAUCAGAGACGACCCCGACCUUGAGGAUUAUAACGUUGACGAUGUUGUCCAGCGCUUCCUUCGCGCCGCCAAGAGUCAGGCGUUAGUGUACAAGACCAACCACAUCAUUAUGACCAUGGGCUCAGACUUCCAGUACGAGAACGCCAACCUGUGGUACAAGAACCUGGACAAGCUGAUCCGCUACGUCAACGACCAGCAGGGCAACGGCAGCAACGUCAACGUCCUCUAUUCCACUCCAUCCUGCUACCUGCAGGAGCUUCACAAAGCUAACCUCACCUGGCCUCUGAAGACGGACGAUUUCUUUCCCUACGCGGACAACGCUCAUAACUUCUGGACGGGAUACUUCACAAGCCGACCGGCGCUGAAACGCUACGAGAGGAUCAGCAACAGCAACCUGCAGACUUGUAAUCAGCUGGAGGUUCUGGGCGGUCCAGUUUCCAGGAAUGGGCUGUUUGGACAGGGUGACAGCAAGACUUUGAGGAAAGCAAUGGCUGUGGCUCAGCACCAUGACGCAGUGUCAGGAACAGAGAAACAACAUGUUGCCAACGACUACGCCAAGAUGCUAGCCAAAGGCUGGCAACACUGCCAGGUUUUGGUCAGCAACAGUUUGGCUUCCCUCACUGGCUCCUCUGCUGAAAGAAUCUACUGUGAUAACCUCAACGUCAGUGUGUGUCCUCUAACCGAGUCCAGCAGCAAGUUCUCGCUCAGUGUGUACAACCCUCUGGGUCGGUCCGUCACCUGGCCCAUCAGGCUGCCGGUCAACGGGACGGUGUACGCCGUCACUGACGCUCAAGGAAAACCCGUGGACUGUCAGGUGCUUCCUGUGUCCAGAGCCACACAGGAAGUGAGGAGGAGCCGCAGCUUCGCCAAGAACGAGCUGGUGUUCCAGGUCCGAGCUCCUCCUCUGGGUUACAUCAGCUACUCUGUGUCCCUGCUGCAGGACGGGCCGCCAUCGUCCUCGCCUCAACACCAGGCUCCCACCAGCAUCCAAAACAAGUUUCUUCAAGUGACCUUUGACCCUGACACUGGCCUUUUGUCCGGUCUCAGCAACCUGGAAACCAAACAGACCAUAAAGCUUUCACAAAACUUCUACUGGUACAAUGCCAGUGACGGCAACAACGACGAGAGUCGGCAGACCUCUGGAGCCUACAUCUUCAGACCCAACUCCUCCACACCUGUCAUGGUCAGCAGUAAGGCCAGAGUGGAGGUCUUUCAGAACUCGGUGGUGCAGGAGGUGCGGCAGCGGUUCGCUCCCUGGGUGUCUCAGGUGGUCCGACUCUACGCCGACAGCAAAGCCGUGGAGCUGGAGUGGACGGUCGGACCGGUGCCGGUCAAUGAUGACCAGGGGAAGGAAGUGAUCACUCGUCUGGACACCAGCAUUAAAACCGCAGAGUUUUUCUACACCGACUCAAACGGCAGAGAAGUUCUCCAGAGAAAGAAAGACUUCCGUCCCACAUGGCAGCUCAAGCAAACGGAACCCAUUGCUGGGAAUUAUUACCCCAUCAACUCUCGCGCCUUUAUAAAGGAUGGCACGGACCAACUCACAGUAGUGACAGAUCGCUCUCAGGGAGGAGCGAGUAUAUACAACGGAUCUCUGGAGAUCAUGCUUCACCGCCGGCUGCUGCAUGACGACUACCGCGGCGUCGGUGAAGCCCUCGAUGAGAGUUCGGAGCUCUUCCCCGACGGCCUGGUGGUCCGCGGUCGCCUCCUCCUCUCCCUGGAGCCGCCUGCCACCGCCGCAGACACACACCGCCCCCUGGCACAGGAAGUGGUAUCACAACCCCUGCUGUCGUUCACCAAUGGAGACCUGAACCCGAACGCACGACUGGAGUUUUCAGGCCUUCAAGCAUCGCUGCCCCCUGCUGUCCACCUCCUGACACUGAGUCAGUGGGACGAGGAGUCCGUCCUGCUCAGGCUGGAGCAUCAGUUCCAGAGCUGGGAGAGCAAAGCCAGCUCCCAACCCGUCACAGUCAACCUUCAGAAGCUGUUUUCCACUCUGAAUGUUCUGGGUGUUUCUGAGCUGAACCUUUCAGCCAAUCAGUGGAAAGAUGAGAUGAAGCGUUUUGAUUGGUCUCCUGAAAAAGAAGAGAAACCCCUGCUGAAGACGUUUGAGGAUCCGUCUGUGUGGGAAAUCACCCUGAGGCCCAUGGAGAUCAGAACAUUUUUACUCAGGGUCACAUUUCAAUAACCAAUCAUGUCCAUCCAAUAGGUGGAAAGGUGUUCCAAACUGAGGAUAUCACUUAAAUCUGCAGUGAAAGGGAUUUGAAAAUAAUUUUCAUUUAUGCCUGUCUUUUUAUUGUUUCCACUAGUGACAGGCAUUAAAUCACACAACUUUCAAAUUUUAGCUGAAGACACCUUCAGACGCUGCUGUAACCGUCUUGUUUUCAGAAAAGCAAGCACCCAAAUUUCAGCUGAUUUAAAGACAACAAACACUGCAGGAGUGAAAUAAAGUUUUUAAAAAAAGUUAGAAUGUCGAAUAAUUGCAGUCAUUUUAAAAGUUAGAGCCGUCAGUCAGGUUGAAUGACGAGCUUUAGGUUUGGACCUGAAGGUUUGUUUGACUGUAACAUACAGCAGGAGCCACACAACAUGAAUAAAACCUGAAACAAUUUAUUAUAACUGAAACUGCUGCUGAACAGCCCCAACACUUCCUAUCAUAUCCCAAAAGAUCAGCAAUAUUUUAUACGAUUCCCACUGCUGAAAGCUUUUUCCGUUUGCAUUCACUUAGUAUUACCAAAUUGUCUUCAUAGUACUUUUUUAAAUCCACCCAUGAUAUUCCUCAGUAUUAUGCUGUUCCUGUUACCGCCCCCUUGUGGUAGCAACAAAACAUUGCAACUAGACUAUUAAGAAUAAAAUGAACCUUUUAAGAAAUUUGAAUCUUUCCAACUUGGAGCAGUGACUGUAUUUCUGCUGUAAAGCGCUUUAAUCCUCUGAUUUGUCUUCACUGAAUUAUGCUGCGCUAUGAACAGACUGUUUAAAACCCACUUUUUUGAUUUUUUUUGGCAAAUAUUUAAAUGGGUCCUUUGUUCAUCUAAAUCAGCUGCAGUUUAAGCUGCAGAUAUGAGAGUUCAGAGGGCAAAACAUUGUGAUUGUCUGUAGGUUCCAUCUGUGGCUCAAAAACUAAAUUCAUUAAUGGUUUGGACUAAAACUGGAGCUGUGAUGAGGAAUAUUUUGGGUAAAAGGACAAUCUAUACAUGGAUUCAAGCAAAAAUCUAUUUUUUUAAAUGGCUUAUUCUUGAGGUAUAUAAAGAAUAAUGAAUAAGGUAGUUUUUUUUCAGGAAUUAUCCAUAACUGGAUAAAAAUCUUAAUUUUGUCUCCACUGUGAAAUUUCUGAACCAUCUGUGCAUUUAUAAACAAUUUGAAGAUGUAGAUACAGGAUUAUUUCCAUGUCUGUAGAAACAAUUGACUGUUUUUGUUACCAACUGGUGCCAAAAUAUACUGACCAACAUGUGCAAUAUUUUGUUUUACUCAUGUAUGUACAUACAUGUUUUUACAGCUGAACAAGCAUCUUAUAAUAAAAUUCUGGUCAUUUA
Messenger RNA from Xiphophorus maculatus (southern platyfish), 4316 nucleotides. RefSeq names its product mannosidase alpha class 2B member 1 (gene man2b1). The record is from RefSeq and is a predicted model, not a curated record. Gene Ontology annotation, molecular function: alpha-mannosidase activity; carbohydrate binding. Lineage: Eukaryota; Metazoa; Chordata; Actinopteri; Cyprinodontiformes; Poeciliidae. Gene Ontology annotation, cellular component: lysosome. The transcript has 23 exons. Gene Ontology annotation, biological process: mannose metabolic process. Bases 5 to 2974 code for a protein of 989 amino acids.